Molecule: messenger RNA, 847 nt
Organism: Alligator sinensis (Chinese alligator)
Lineage: Eukaryota; Metazoa; Chordata; Crocodylia; Alligatoridae
Gene: MIP
Product: major intrinsic protein of lens fiber
Exons: 4
Coding region: 1-789 (262 amino acids)
Biological process (GO): transmembrane transport
Cellular component (GO): apical plasma membrane; plasma membrane
Molecular function (GO): water channel activity
Source: RefSeq, a predicted model, not a curated record
AUGUGGGAGUUGCGGUCGCCCUCCUUCUGGCGCGCCGUCUUUGCCGAGUUUUUCGGCACUGUCUUCUACGUGUUCUUCGGGCUGGGCGCGUCGUUGCGCUGGGCCGCGGGGCCCCUCAACGUCCUGCACGUGGCGCUGGCCUUUGGGCUGGCGCUGGCCACCCUGGUGCAGGCCCUGGGCCAUGUCAGCGGCGCCCACGUCAACCCGGCCGUCACCUUCGCCUUCCUGCUGGGCUCACAGCUCUCGCUGCUACGCGCCCUCUUCUACAUGACGGCGCAGGUGCUGGGCGCUGUGGCGGGGGCUGGACCCCCCCCCAACCCAUCUGUCUGUCUGUCCGUCCGCCCGCCCCACCAACAGAUGCACCCGAGCCUGAGCCUGGGCCAGGCCACGACGGUGGAGAUCUUCCUGACGCUGCAGUUCGUGCUCUGCAUCUUUGCCACCUACGAUGAGCGACGCAAUGGGCGCAUGGGCUCCGUGGCCCUGGCCGUGGGACUCUCACUCACCCUCGGCCACCUUUUCGGGAUGUACUACACAGGCGCCGGCAUGAACCCUGCGCGCUCCUUCGCGCCUGCCAUCCUUACUCGCACCUUCACCAACCACUGGGUGUACUGGGUGGGCCCAGUGAUCGGUGGCGCCGUGGGCGGCCUGCUCUACGACUUCAUCCUGUUCCCGCGCCCACGGGGCAUGGCCGAGCGCCUGGCCAUCCUCAAGGGCGAGAAGCCUGCGGAGGCCGACUCGCCCCCAGAGCCGCCCGGGGAGCCCCUGGAGCUGAAGACGCAGGCGCUGUGAGCUGCACCCGAGCAGUGCCCCACACACAUGCCUGCCCCCGCCUGGAGGGGGCCCAGCC